GUGUGGCAGGCACGGAUGGAGAACUAGCGAGCAGCGGGAGUGUGAGAGAGACAGCAGCAAAGGGAGAGCGCCACAGCUAAGUCCUCCCUGGCACCUGCCCCAAGUUUCUCUCCUCUUCCCUCCGCCGUCCCACUCACCCAGCUGAAAGCUGCCGCCAUUUGUUGCUUUGGGGGCAGGAAGAGGCAGGAUGGGGGCCCCUUCAGAGGGUGAUACCAUGUCGGUUAUAUACAGUGAAGUCGCUGCAGAUGAGCCUACAACCAACAGUUUUUGGAUGCCCAGUCACUACCACAGCACAGUGAAACGACUGGAUGAUGGCUACCGCGUCUGCGAUCAGAUUGUUGCGUGUUUCCAGGACAGGGCCAAGAUCGAGCGCAGUUAUGCUUUGCAGAUGGAGGAGUGGACUCGCAAGUGGCGGCCCCUUGUGGACGCAAGUCCACUGUAUGGCUCCCUACUCCGAGCUUGGCAAGCGUUCUUGGGAGCCUCCGAGCGGCUGAGCCGGCUCCACAUGGAGAUGCAAAGGGCUUUGGUCUCAGAGGAUGCUGCACGUAUCCGGUCCUGGCAGCAUGAUUCCUAUCACCGCAAGCUGUUUGGAGGCUUCAAGGAGGCAUGUGAGCUAGAAAGCGGCUUCCAGAAGGCACAGAAACCCUGGACCAAGAAGCUGAAGAAGGUCGAGAAAGCCAAAUCUUUGUACCACAAGGCCUGUCGCAAAGAACACAUUGCAGCACUACGGGAGAGCGGAAUCCAGGCCUCGGGGGGGCCUGAAGUGCCCCCCGAUCGGCAGCGUACCCUGAGAGAAGAGCAUCAGCGUUGCAGCCAGGAUGCCAACAAGGUUCGUGAACGUUAUGAGAAAGCCCUGCAGGAGCUUGACCGCUGCAGUCCUCGCUACAUGGAGGAAAUGGAAACGGUUUUUGAACAGGGGCAAGCCCUGGAGCAGCGACGCAUCAUGUUUCUCAAAGGGGCCUUCCUCGCCCUGCACCGGCGCCUAGAUGUCACCGCUGAACCCAGCAUCCAAGCAGUUUAUGCUGACUUGCAACAAGCGAUUGAGGACAUAAACGACCAGGAGGACCUCAAAUGGUGGCGUAACCGAAAUGGUCCUGGGAUGCCCAUGAACUGGCCACGGUUUGAGGGCUGGAGCCCUGACCAGGAGCGGCCAACAGUGAAAAUCAAGAAAACCAAAGAGCCGGAGAAAGCCAUUCUCCGCAGUGUCACCCCUUCCCAGAGCAGUGCAAAGUCUGCACCCAUCUCCAUGUCAGGACAGCGGGUCCGUGCUGUGUAUGACUAUACUGGCCAGGAGGCAGAUGAGCUAAGCUUUAAGGCUGGAGAGCUGCUUACCAAGCUGGAAGAUGAAGAUGAGCAAGGCUGGUGCAAGGGGGUGACAGACAGCGGACAUGUGGGGCUCUAUCCAGCCAAUUACGUGGAACCCAUACAAGGCUAGCGAGAAGGGUUUAGGGACAGUAGGAAGGGUCUGGCUGGGGGAGGGGGGAAUCUCACACCCGUACACCAAUUUAGAAAGACUGCGUUUAUUCUGCACUUAUGAGAUCACACCACAUGACCACAAAACAGGCCACCGUUCGGCAUCCUGAGAAUCCUUAGCUUUAUUUUUUUCUUUAAAGUUUCUAGUCCUUAUGGCUGCAAAGUUAAUUUAGAAAAUGGCUGGGGAGAUCUCAGAAGCCCAGGUGGGCUGAGCUGAACCAAAUAGAAGGGGG
Messenger RNA from Heteronotia binoei (common prickly gecko), 1706 nucleotides. Its product is annotated as protein kinase C and casein kinase substrate in neurons 2 protein-like. Gene Ontology annotation, cellular component: endosome; cytoplasm; plasma membrane. The transcript is spliced from 10 exons. The record is from RefSeq and is a predicted model, not a curated record. Gene Ontology annotation, molecular function: phospholipid binding; protein binding. Gene Ontology annotation, biological process: regulation of endocytosis; plasma membrane tubulation; cytoskeleton organization. The coding region runs from base 188 to 1435 and encodes 415 amino acids. NCBI's taxonomy places the organism in Eukaryota, Metazoa, Chordata, Lepidosauria, Squamata, Gekkonidae.